Molecule: messenger RNA, 13466 nt
Organism: Vespula vulgaris
Lineage: Eukaryota; Metazoa; Arthropoda; Insecta; Hymenoptera; Vespidae
Product: microtubule-associated protein futsch-like
Exons: 7
Coding region: 429-9722 (3097 amino acids)
Molecular function (GO): protein binding
Source: RefSeq, a predicted model, not a curated record
UUCGGUGCGGUGUCGCGGUGAUUUUGAGGAGACAGAAUAGAGAGAGAGAGAGAGAGAGAGAGAGAGAGAGAGAGAGAGAGAGAGAGAAUGCGUGUGUGCAUGAAAGAGGGAGAGUGAGAGAGAAAAAGAAAGAAAGAGAGAGAGAGAGAGAGAGCGUAGUAUAGUGAGUAGGCCUUCUGUCUCGUACCAAUUCGCCGAAGGGUGCGAGAGUGUUUCGGUCGGCCCCUUGAAACAACAAUCACUCGCCGUCGUUCGUGCCACUUUAUAUACUUAGUCGUUUCUUUCUUAUUUGAAAAAAAGAAAGAGAAGUAAGAAAUAGGGUAAGUUGAUUGGCAAUACGCGCAAAAGUAUUCUUCAAAAGUUGAAUCUUCGCGCGAAAUUGCAAGAUAUCGUGCCUCGAGUGGGAGAGGAAGACGUAGCACCUUCGAAUGAUCGCCGCAUUUCGUAAGAAUCUCCUUCGAAGAAUUUCCAGGACCGUCCUCGAUAGAGGACGGAAGAUAAGUGUCGAUAUGUCGACGUUGAGCACCAGCUCUUAUAGAUCUGAAAUAAUUCUUUGCUUGGUGAUCUUCCUGGUCCCACAAUGCACGCAUUCUGCGCCAGUAUACGAGCAAGAUACCACACAAGUCGCAGAAUACGAUGGAGGUGCAACAGGCUGCUACUACAACUUUCAACAUUACCAGGAAGGUGACAGAAUCAUAACGAACGAGCCAUGUCUGAAUUGUACAUGUCAUAAUCGAAUGUUGAUGUGCUACUUGAGAGUUUGUCCUUUCUCGAAGGCUAUCGGACAGGACUGUACGGUCGAAAAAAGACCUGAUCAAUGUUGUCCCGUGAUCACUUGUCCGGAAGUACCAGUCCAAUUACUUACGUCGACUACCAAUACUCCAGCAACAUCCGACUCGACGGAAAUUGGCUUUCAUGAUAAUUAUGGAUGUAAAAUAAAUGAUCGGUUUUACCCUGACGGCGCCCAAUUACCGCUCGAUCCUCAGAAUCCUUGCGAGCUUUGCUACUGCAUCAAGAACAGAACCACUUGCGUGAUACAGGAGUGCACGCUACGCGUGGCAGGAUGCAAACCUGCCUACCAACCGGGUGUAUGUUGUCCGGUCAAGUACAACUGUGAAUACGACGAAGAACUUGAAACUACGGUUGGACCUAUAUCUGGCCUCAUCAUAACCACUACGAUUGCUCCCGGUACAGCACCACAUUGUUAUUACGAAGGUAAAUUUUAUGAAGACGGCGAGUUGAUUUACUCAACACAACCUUGUCAACACUGCUACUGCUUCCGUGGUGAUAUCGCUUGCGCCGUUCAAGACUGUGGAACGCCUAUGAAGACACAUGGAGAAAACUGCACUGCUCUACCACCGCCCGAAGGAGAAUGUUGUCCGACCACAUACCAAUGCGAGGACAAUGGUCAAAGUGGAAGUAUAACUAUACCAGAAGGGAUAGAGCAAACUUCCGAAAUUAGUCAAGUACAAACAAUGGUAACCAUUUCGAAGAAAGUCGAAGAACCGGAAAAACAAGAAUUUGCAAUUACAAGCGAACCAUUCUCUGGUGCUGAUAACGCAAUUUCACACGAUUAUGAAAUUAAAGCAGAACAAACUGAAAAAUCUAUUAAAGCUGUAGAAUCUACUGAAAAGUCUACGGAGACGACAGAAGAAAAAGAGGUUCCUGAAUCUGAAACUAUUUAUGGUUCAGAGGGAAUAAAUCUUCCCGAAGAACAUGACAUAAAACUGGCUCCUGUAAAUGUACCUAAUACGGAAAUUAAGCCAACCGACGAAGCUCAGAUGAUCCAGAAUCAAAACACACAAGCUCCUAUCCUGAUAAAAGAAACUGAAAAAACUAUUUCAAUCGAGCAAACUGAGACACCUAUUCCAACAGAAAGGAUCAUAAUACCUAUCUAUACAGAAAAAUCAGUAAUGCCUCUCGUUACAGAAAAUACCGAAAAGCCUAUUACUACAGAAAAAACAGAAGCAUAUGUUUUUGAAAAACAAACUGAAAUCCCUAUCACACUUGAAAAAUCUGAAGAUGCGUCCACUAAACUAUCUGAAAGUGUAGAAGAAGCAACUGAAAUUUCGAUAACCGAAAUUAUGCCACCAGUUUCUUCGUCUCUAGAAGGUUUAGAAACCAAAACUGAAACUGUAAAAAAAGAGCACAAGAUUGAACAGCCAGAAAGUACCGAAGAAAAUGUCACUUUAGAAGAACAUCAAACUGAAGCAGUAACAAUUGAAGGUGCAAUGAAAGCAGAGGAAUUAACUGAACACUUGAUUAGCGAACAAGAGCAUACUGAGAAUACAUAUGAAUUAGUACCAUCGGAAGAAACAACAAAUCCUCAAGGACCAAGUGAAGAAUCUGAAAACUCAACUGAAGUAACAGUUUCUGCUGAAGGAGUGUCAGAAAAAAUUAUAGAAACAAUUAGUCAAUAUGAAAAUACAACAACGAAACCAUUUGAAGACGAAAAACAAUCAAGCCUUGAUACGAAAGAAAGUGAAAUUCCGCAGGAAAUCGCAGAAAAAACUACUACGUUAAAACCAGAAAAAUCUUCAAUAGCAGAAAUAACUGAGUCUGGAAAACCUGUUGAAAUUAACGAAUCGGGAAAGGUUGAGUCCUUCGAAAUUACUACCGGUUUACUAGGAGUUCAAGAAACUGAACAACAAUAUCCACCUACAAAAACAAAUAUAGAGCAGAAAUCUGAAAGUUCAGAACUUGGAUUAGAGUUGAAAGAAAAACUCCCACCUCUUGCUCCUAAAAGAGAUGAUUUUGGCUCUCCUGGAAUAGAAAUUAAUCAACAGCCAUUUAUCAAAGAACCGAAUGGAACAGACAUAGACAAACAAAUUUUUGAAAAUACACCAGGAUACAAAACAGAAGAUAAAGAAUCAAUUCCGGAAAUACAUAUAAUCGAAAGUAAUGUUGAUAUUAAAAAACCAGAAAUGCAUGCUCCUGAAAGUCUUGUAACUGAAACUCCAGAGGAAGCCAUUACGUCUGAGACAGCUUCGAUUUCUAAAGGUAAAACAUCUACUAAAUAUGAAGAAAAUAAAAUAGAAACUGAAACAAAAGCAGAAAAACCUACUGAAGAAACGAUAUCAAAUCAAAAAGAAACAUCUACUACCGAGAUUACGCUUACUGCUUUGGAUACUAAAGCUACUCGUACUCCAGAAUAUCAUAUUUCUACGGAAGCACAUACUAUACAAGAGGAAUUUGAGCAUACUGAAAAAUCAAUAAUAUCUGAUGUCACAGACACAGUAGGUUCUCUAUUUCAAUUGACAGAAAAAAUAGUUACCGUUGAAGAAUUUCCAACAAAAGGUCUUACUUUAGUAGAAUCUGAAGAAACUUCGUCGGAAGAAGUGAGUUCUGAAAUAUCUGAUGACAGUAAAGAAGCAAUUCCAGAAAAAGAACGAUUUAACGAGGAAGAAGGUAAAGUCGAAGUGAAAUUACAAAAACCAUCUCCUGAAAAAACCUCAACUGAAAGUUCUAUUUCUAAAGAAGAAUUAACAAGUAUACCUACCAGUGAAAAAUCAGUUAAAGAAGGUGUACAUACAAUUAGUGAAACUUCACCUGUUAAAAAACAACCAGAAAUUCCACAAUCUGAGAUACAACCGACAGAAACUAACACACAAGAAAAACAAGUUAAUAUUAUAGAUACUGAACAGAAAGAAUCUACAGAAACGCCAAAAGUAAGUCGACCGAGUGAAACUGAACAGAAAGAAUUUAUGGAAACGUCAAAAAUUAAUAAACCAAAUGUAAUACAUGCUGUGAAUGAAAUCAGUGCACCAGAAGAAGCACAGAUCAUGAAAAUAACUGAACCAAUAGCUGUAAGUGAAGAAACAACUAUUGCUUCAGAAAUGAUGAGUAAGGAAAGUACAGCAAAACAAACGGAAGAACAUGUUCCUGAAACAACUAAAAUUAACAAAAAUAUUAUUCCAGAGGAAGUGUCAGAGCAGUCGGUUAUUCUAAAUAAUAAAUCAACAGAAAGCAUUGAAAUAGCGGAAACACAAACAUCGGUACCUAUUGUAAUCGAAGAAGAGCCUUCCAUAGAAGGAAAAUCAACAGAAAUACCUUUAUUAGUUGAAAUAGAGCAUACACCAACACUAAUUUCUGAAGAAAAAUCAAUUUCUGAAGAAGAAAAAAAAUAUGAAGUGAUAUCCACAAAAGAGGAACUUACAGAGAAAACACUAACCGAAAUACAAACGACCGAGAAAUCUAGGGCUAAAGAAGAAUCAAAGGAAGAAAAGGAGACUGAAUCUUCUGUUCCUGGUAAAUAUGCAUCAACAGAAACUUCAACUAUAGAAGUUAAAAAUACAGAGAUUUUUAGUGAGCCAUUUACCGAAAAGAUAAGCGAAGGCGAAGAACAGAAAUUUGAAGAAGAAAAAUCUACUGAGUUUGCUGUCGAAGAAGGGAAAGAACCCAUAGUCAGUCUUGAAAAAGAAGUGACAGAAAUAAUUACUGAGCAAAAACCAAGUAAAAUUUCAAUUCCUGAACAACCCGAAAUAUCUACUAUGAUCUCGGAAAGUGAGAAUGGUGUUUUUGAGGAUAAUAUUAGAGAACAAUUUACCGAACAAGCUGCAGUAAGUGAAUCAUUUUCUGAACAUUCUGAAUCGACUACUGAAUUUUCUAGAGAAACGAUAUCUCCUAUAACAAAAUCGAAAGUGCCAAUAGUUCUUUAUACCGAAGAAAAAAAGCAUCCAGAAACUGAAACUUUAAUGACAAAAGAAUCAUCUACUGAAAUUCCAAUACAGCAAGAAAAAUCUACCUCCAUAGAAUCAAUCUCUGAAGAACUAAUCCCUAAAGAACAAGAAGAAACCAUAGAUACUACUAAAAUAUCUGAUGAUGUUAAUGGAAGUACAUCGCAACCAGAGGAAUCAUAUAAAAAACCAACUGAGGCAGCAACCCCUGUUGAAUCAUUUAUGACAACAAAAGAACAAGAAAUUGAGGGACACACUAAAGGUAUUUUUGAAGAAAAAUUAAACAAAGAGGAGAAUCACAAAUUAACGAGUUCUAUUGGAACAUUGACGGAAAUACCAAUUAUAAAGGAAGCAACAGAAAUACCCGAAACAGAAGAUAAACUUCAAAAAACAACACCAGAAAUUGACGAAGAAAAAACAACCACGAAAUCUAUUGAGACACAUGAGGAACACUCAACGAUUGCACCUUUUAAAGAAGAAAUAUCUACAGUAAAACUAACACUAUUAACUGGAAUAUCUUCUGAAAGACCAAUUGAAUACUCAACUGAACAACAGCUUGCAGAUAUUACAGAAAUGAUAUUAACAAAUGAAAUAACUGAAUCAGCAGAAUCCAAACCUAUAUCUUCAGAUAUACCAGGUGAAGGUAAUUGUCUUGUUGAUGGACAAUCUUAUUAUAAUAACUCGGCUAUACCUCCAGCGAAUCCUUGUCAAUUAAGUUGUCAAUGUAUUAGCAGUAUCAUCCAAUGUGAACUUAUCCUAUGCCCACCACCUCCAACUCAUCUGUUUAACUGUAUGCCAGUACAUACAAGUGGAGCUUCAUGUUGUCCAAUAUACACAUGUGAUUCCACUCCUACAAUUGAAUUAGAAGCAGAAAACCAUAUGAUUGAACACCCCACUCCGAAAUAUGAAGAAAGUGAAAAGCCAGAGCAUAUAACCUCUAUUCCCAAAGUUACAGAAAUUACAUUAGCAUUUAGUGAUCAUACAGGUGAAGGAGAAAAUCAAGAGCAUGUAUUAUCUCAUCCACACACUUUAGAAACUGUAUCAGAACAUGGAAGUGAAAUAGUAAAAGAAGAAUCACUAGUAGAAGAACGAGUAACCAUUAGUUCAAUAGAAUCUAUUAAUGAAAAAUCCACAAUUGUUCAAGAACAUAAAAAAUCACAAGAAGUUUCAUCAAAAGAACCUUUCAUCAUAGAUACAAGCGAGCAAUCCACAAUAGAAUCUACAUUAUCGAUUGCUACACAAAAAACUGAAGAAAUUACCGAUCAAGAAAAAGAAGUUGUCAAAUUUUCAUCUUCUACUGAGGAAUCAAUCGUAGAACAAAUUACUGAAAAAGUAAUAUCAAGUUUUACUAUUGAGUAUGAACAUAGUACAGAAAUUUUUACAAAUACAUCAGCUCCUGUUGCUACAAAAACGGAAACUACUGUUUUAAUGGGAGAAUCCGAAAAAAUACCUGAAGGAGAUAUCGCGGAGGGGGUAUCAAAAGAAACGACUGAACAAGUAGAAACGAUGAGCGAAACGUCCAUACCUACUGUCUCUGAACUAUCUAAUGAAGUAACAGAAGGACAAUAUAAAAAAUCUGAAGCACCUGGAAGUGCUCAGAAAGUAAUUGUACCUACUGAAAGUGAUAUUACUCUUACCGAAAAAGAAAUAGCACAAAGUGCAGAAUUUGAAGGGCAAACAAAAAUAGAAAUAAAAACGACCGAAGAAAAAGAACAGCCUGACAAACUAAUUGAAGUAACAUCUGAACAGCCGACUGAACAUUACAUCAAUCAAGAAUUUACAGACAUUAAUAAAUUGGUAGCAACAAGUGAAGAAAGCCCUCAAGCACCUAAAGAAGCAAAACCUAUGCCAGUUGAACACAAGAUGGUGGAAAUUUCAAAUAUAAAUCCAUCAGAAUCCAAUGCAGAAAUUUCUACUGAGAUUGGCUUACUCAUUACAGAUGAUCAAACUGAUAUUUCUAAAACUGUUACUACCACUGAAAGUGAGUCUGUGUCUAGUUACGAAGAAAUAACUACACCUACUAUUGAGAACAGUCAAUCUACUAAAGUUCAAGAGAGUGAAAUUUUACAAGAAGAAAAAGAUAAAACGAUUGAACAAACUACAAAAUCUAUUCAAAAGUCUACGGAAACAUCAACACAACAAUCUAUGAAUCAAACAGACAUUCCUAUGGUAUUCAAAAAACAAUCAAUCGUACACAUAGAAGAAACACCGAUACCACUAAUAUCAAAGGAAACAGAAAGCAGUACUUCGACAAAGAUAGGAUUUACAGAACGUAUCGUUACUCUAAAAAGUGAAACUCCCUUAUCCUCUGUAGAAGAACAUACAGGAUCAACAAUAGAAAUUCAAACAUCAACAUUUGUUUCAGUCGAAGAACAUAAAGAAAAUGAAGAAAUACCCAAAACUGAACUAACACAGAAAGAAGAAAAACCGGUAGUUACAACUACGGAAAAGAAAAUCUCCGAACCUAUCGAAAUUCAAGUUACAGAACAUAAUAUAACUGCGGUAGAUUCUACUACACCUACCAUAGAAAAGCAUGUAACAAUGACAAUAGAAGAAGAGACUAUGAAAUUUGAAAAGAAAUCGACUAAGGAACCAGUCCAAGAGCACACGACUCUAUUGAUUUCUCCAAUACACGAAGAAAUAUUUGCAAUCGCAACACCAUAUAACGAGAAAACUUCUGAAAGUAUUCCAGUGGAAAAAGAACAAACAGAAGAAAAGACUCUUGGAAGUAUUGAAGGAGGAACAGUAGGUUCCAAUGCCAUUAUAGAAGAACAAACUAUUUCACCUGGCAUACCAAUAAUUCAUGCUGAAGAGGAGCAUCAACAACCUGAGGAAAUUAUUCAGAAGCCUUUCAAGGAAGAGGCAAUAACCUCUACAAGUAUUAUCGAAGUACAACCUUCUUUACCCAUAGACGAAAAAACUGAGCAGCAUCCAAGCAAAGAAGUUUCUCUUAAUGUUGAAAUUUCUCCUACAGUAAAAUCAGAAUCAAUAACAACUGAUGUCACGGAACGGGAUGAACAAAUUGAAGAACACAAACCAAAAGAGAAAGAACAAGUACAUAAAGGACAGCCAAUUGGAACUCCAGAGAUUAGUGAAGUGACUGAAACAUUAGUAAUUGUUAAAGAAAAACCAGUUGAAUCCUCUACAACAAAAGAAAAACCAAUUGAAUUUUCUACGUCGGAAGAGCAACUAAUCAAAUCUUCCAUAUCAGAAGAAAAACCAAUUGAAUUUCCAACAUCAGAAGAAAAAUCAAUUGAAUCCUCUACACCGAAAGAAAAGCAAAAUGAAAUUUAUACACCCAGUGAUUUUUCUAUGCCCAAAAAAGAACUAAUCGAAUCAUCUACAUUAGAAGGACAACCAUUUGAAUCAACAUCACAAAAAAAGCCAAUUGAAUCAUUAGCAUCGGAAGAAAAACCAAUCGAGCCAUUAAUACCAAUAAAAGAUCUAAUUGAAAUUGAACAGGAAACAGAAGCACCAAUCAAUAAAGAAGAAAUCUUGAAACCGUCUACAUAUGAAGAUGAAAUUGAAAAGACGUCAGAAAAAGCUCCAUUUGAAGAAACGCAAACCACUAUAAAAGAAAAUGUUUUUAAGAUACAUCUAAAAGUCAGUUCUACCGAAACGAUUCAGACAGAACCUGUUGAAGAGCAAAAAGGUGGUAUAACUGAAAAACAUUUUAUAACUCCAAUCGAAGAAGAAAUAUUGGAAAUACCAGAAAGCACAGAAAGUAUUUUAAUAAAAGGACAAAAACCAACAGAAGGAACCGCAGUAACAGAUUAUUCAAUAACCGAAGAAAAAGCAACAACAGUUUCAGCUAUUCAUGAAGAAGUUCAACCUACAGAAGCGCCAGUACCUAUCAAAGAAGAUCCUUCCAAAGGUGAAGUAGAAACUACAGAAGCAGUAGUAUCUAACGAGGUGACAAUUAAAGAACAAUCUAUAACAGAGCCUAUAACUGAAGAAUCAAUGACUACAUUAGAAGAAGCACAAAAGAAUAAGGAAGAAAUCACAAAGCCUACUCUUUCAAAAGAAAAACCUGUAUUACCUAGUCUUAGCUCGAUAACGGAAGAAGUUGAAGAGAAAAUAACAACAGGACCAAUUGUAGCAGAAGAACAAGAACCAGAAAUUUUGUCAGAAAAAGAACAGAAUACAACACAAUCGUCUACCGAAGGAUUCAUUACAAAGUUACGACCUAUACCGACUGAAGUAUCGAUCACUGAAACUUCUGAAAAAAUGUCGGAAAAAGAUCAUGAAGAAGGCCAAGAAGAAGUACAAUCACACGUCGGCGUUACUCAACUCGAAUCUUCUUCGCAAAUUCCACAGACAGAUAAAUCCGAAGGUCAACUAACUGUCGGAUUAGAUGAGGAACACUUACAGCCAAUCAAUCAUACCAUCGAAAAUUCUGAGCCAAUUUUGGAAGAGCAUCAUAUGACGAGCAGUGUAACACCCCAAACAGGCGUAGAAUAUCCUGAACAAACAGUGUCCGGCGAAGAUAAUCCUCAUUUUCCCAUGCACGGUGGUAGUUACCUUAAUCCCGAUGAAGAUUAUGACGAAGACGAUCAGGCGAUUUAUGGACCUGGCACUUGUAGAUACGGUGGAAAGGUUUACAUGUCUGCCCAACAAAUACCAAGAGACGACCCAUGUGAUUUUUGCUUCUGCUUUAGAAGCGACAUUAUCUGUCUUCAACAAAGUUGUCCACCACCGAUACCAGGAUGCCACGAGGAACCUAUUAGCGGUUUUUGUUGUCCUAGAUACGAGUGUCCUGUAUCGAUGGCUACGUCUCUUAACAUCACUACAACCACAACCACGACUACGACUACGUUACCCCCACACUUUUUAACGCAUGCCUACAAAGGCGCUGCAAAACGAAGCGGAUGUCAAAUUCGAGGCCAAGCAUACCAUGUAGGCGAAGUUAUUACAUCCGCGUCCGGUCCAUGCCUUCAUUGCACUUGCGGAGGUGACGGCAACAUGAAGUGCGAUCCACGAGUAUGUUCUCCAGAACCAAUGCUGAGGCAAAUGAUCGCCGCAGCUACAGCCAGAAGAAGGAGAUGAGUCGUUCACAAUGGUCCCCUGGAUCUAUCCCGACGAAGAAGCGAAUACAAGGGAGCCAUGAAGGAAGUGUUGUAUAAAAGUGAAUUAAAAUUAUUCUAAACUACCUAAACGUCGCAGAACACAGACAAUAAGGUGCUUCGACGUUCACGAACCGAGUGGCCAAAACGUAAACGUUUAUAUUAUAAUAUUAUAUUAUGUUAUAUAUAUAAAAAAAAAAACAAAAAAGGAAUGAAAGGAAGACAAGAGCAUAAGGGAUGAAGUCAAAAGAGACGUAUGGAGAAUUUUAAUUAACGUAAUGAGACGCGCGUUUCCAGUGCCAAAAACGUGGCGAAUGAAGAAUGAACUCGUAAGAAAGGAAGUUUCAACGAAAUAAGGGAAAAAAGGAAAAAAGGAUAAAAAAUUAAGAAAUACCACUUUCGUGUUGGUUCCAUGGUCAUAUCUCAUUCUAUGUCUUAUACCUCCAUUUCAAUAUCCAUUUCCUAUGAAAAUAUGACUUAGUCAAAGAAAAAAAGGAGAAAAAAAUCGUAAAACGAAAAUUAUUUAAAAAAGAAAGAAAAAAAAUGUUUGAAAUUUACGACUGUGCCUUCGUCAGUGUCGUCGAGAGUGGCAUUACUUUCGUUUAUAGUGGCAGCUGAGCAACAGCAACAUUGAAAAUCAUCAGCAUCAUUCUCCAAAGAAUCCUAACUGCAACAAUUGGCGGUAGGAUGCUAACGAUGAACAAGCUAAAACGAAAAGAACAAAUAUUAUAAAUUUGGAUAAACGAACAUUCGUACAGUAACAUUAUAACAUCGACUGGAAUCGUAGGAUAAAAUAUUUUGUUAUGCUCUCGAUUCGUUUGUAACUAAUGAAUUCGUUCAAAAGCAAAAUCGUGAUCACUUUAUACACAUAAUUGCACAGAACAUAAUGUUUCUCGUACGAUUCGUCCGCGUGUGAUUGAAAAAUCGAAAAUGAAAGGAUUUUUCAUUGCACGCGUCGCUCUUAUAAUACUAUUGUAAGAAGUUGAAACAUUAGCGAUUAAAGAUGGUUCGAACUAUUCACGAUAGAUGAGAUCUUUAUCGAGUUUCAGCUGCCGUGUGUCAUGUUUAUAUGAUCAGUCCAUAUAUACCCACAUAUAUGUGAGUAUGCAACGUCUACAGAUAUUUGAAUACGCUCGAAAUGGCACUUCCGAAAUAGUCACUAUAUCUUAUAAACAAAUAAACAAAAUAUUUCUUAUCUUAUAAAAAAAAAAGUAACGAAGAAAGCGAAGACUCGAAAGAACGAUGCCAUUUUCUUACGUAUCCUAGUGUGCGUGCAAGUAUUUGCGUGUGUGCGUGGUCAGCCGGUACAUAUACAUAUAUAUAUGCACAUACACACGUGUAUAUAUAUAUGUGUGUGUGUGAAUCUAUGUAUAUUAAAAAAGAAAAAAAUUGAAAAAAUGGUGAAUGAAAGAUAGACGAAAGGUACGCGCAAACUCAAAGCUUAAACAAACGGCUCGCGCGGAGGACCGAUUGAGAAUUUGCUUCUCCGGCGAGCUGGCAUUAUACAUUCAUAAGUGUGUAUAUAUAUAUAUAUAUAUAUAUAUAUAUAUAUAUAUAUAUACAUAUAUAUACAUAUAUAUAUAUAUAUAUAUAUAUAUAUAUAUAUAUACAUAUAUAUACGCACAUACAUAUACAUAUAUAUAUACACACAUAUAUAUAAUAAAAACAUAUAUAUACAUUUAUGAUUCUUUAUAUAUACUAUACCCCAUUUAAUACUUAACGAUAACACGAUGUUCUACAUCUUUGUACGAAAUUAUAAUUAAUACUCCUCUAUGACGAAAUGAUCUCCCAUUGUUCUCCAGUCUCAAAGUAUCAUGUUGUAACGAAGUUCAUUUCUUGCUUUCUCCUUAAGGUAAAGCCACGGUUAUCUCAUUCUGUCAUAAUAUUCCUCUGUUUUAUGAGGAAGAAUCAAGUCAAUUACAUAUUCAUCUUUGGCCAAUCCACGCUAUGAAUAAUCGAUGGCAUACGAAAAUGAUAGAGUCGUCAUGCUUUGAGACUUCAGAACGUUGGUUAUCGUUUAAUAUAAUAGAAAAAAAAACGCUAUAUCGUCGCAUAAAUACUGCGCAUACUGUCUGUAUUUAUAUUGAUAUUACUGAUAAUUAACCAACGACUAUAUGUCGGUGUCCCGUUUUACUGGCAUGGAAGUAGCUCAUAAUACCUGUACUCGUUUAUCAAUUAAGUUCGUCUCUUGAAAGGAAAUAAUGAAUCGAAAAAAAAAAACAAAAAAAAAACAAAAAAAUAGGAAUGGGAAAGCGUCUAGCGAACUUUUAUGUAAGCUUUUUUAUACAUGAACGGGUCUCUCUGUUUAAAUCAAACAAUGCAACGAACAUCGACGGCGUAUUCGUAGAGCUUCCAUAAUAGCUCAUACGUGAUAUAAAUGGCCAUAUUGAUUAUCGUCAUUAUUACAGGACAGGAAAAAGCUAUCGAUAGACGUUUAAAACGCUUUUAUUUUACGAAAAGUUUCUUUCACAUGAGACACACUUACGAAGUAAGAGAAACAAUUAUAAAACGUACCAAUAAUGAUUCCGUGAAGAAAAAGGAAAAGAAAGAAAGAAAGUUGCAACAACGUAACUCUUUGGAGCUAUCUAAAUCGUUCAUUUAUCUGUAUCUAGUAUAAUAAAAAUGCCCAAACAUUUUUCAAUAGAUAUAAUUUUAUUUUCGAUAUACACGACACCAAAAUCCAUUCUCCACAAACAUAAUUUCAAGUACGAUAUUAGCUGUUUGCAUAUAUCAAAAGAUUUAAUAAUCAAUUGAUAUAAAUUUGAAAUAUGCUUUGUCUUAUUUUAGGACUAGACAAUGUAUGAGGAAUUAUCACGCAUGUCGAGUAAAAAAUUCAAAUGCAUUGCCAUUUCUAUUGUAACUUGGCAUUCAUGAAAGCCAAGUAAAGUUUUUCCAAGCCAACUUUCUUAGCGAUUAAUCUAGCCUAGUAUUUAUCUUGAUAUUUUUCGCACUCAUAGCGAUAAUAUACUGAAAGUAUAAUGAAUAUCGAAUAUAUAAUAAGUUAAUAAUAAUGAUAAUAUACGCAUAAUUGUAACGUAAGGCAUACGAUUACGGCAAAUACUUAGAUUGUAUGCAUAAUUAAUUAUGCAGCUUUGUCGGCUGGUUAAAAAAUUUAACAAUUUGUUAUCGUAAAAAAUAACAUUCUUUCUUGUGACCCAGUCGACUUUAUAUAUCAAUUAAUAUACGAUAUACACAAAAAACAAUAACAAGAUAUUUAUGUACAGAAUGAUGACCAAUUUCUGUCUGUUUAUAUAACAUUAGAUAUUAUUUCAUUUUUUUCUAUUUGCAUACUGUAAAAAGAAUUUUUUAACAUUAUAGAGAAGUCUUAUAUUUUUCUGUAACGUUCAAUGUUAACUCCCAAUUAGAACAAUAUGCUUCAUUAUACUUUCACGUGAAUAAAGCAAAUUUAAGCAGACUAAAAAUGAUUGCUGUAAACACAGAAAAUAAACGCGAUAUUCAGUACGCUAGUAUACUCAACAGUCUAUAAAUUUCUCGAAAAUUGUUUAUAUUCGAUUAUGUGAUUGCUAAUGACAAUUGUCUCUUCCUUUACAGUAUAAUCUGCUAUCGUCCUACUGCAUAUCGUUAUAUGUAUGUGAUAAAUGAAGAAAACAAUCGAACCGUGAAUAUUUCAAAUGUUCCCGACUAUACGGAUAUGUUAGGCUAAUUUUCACAGUACGUGCUAGUGUAAAGUGUCCUUUUAUAUAAAUAAAUGAUUUUGUAUGUCAUA